Pseudovirgaria hyperparasitica is the source of this 1665-nucleotide messenger RNA. RefSeq lists its product as uncharacterized. Gene Ontology annotation, biological process: positive regulation of transcription by RNA polymerase II. Gene Ontology annotation, molecular function: DNA-binding transcription factor activity, RNA polymerase II-specific; zinc ion binding; transcription cis-regulatory region binding. The transcript has 3 exons. Gene Ontology annotation, cellular component: nucleus. The record is from RefSeq and is a predicted model, not a curated record. Lineage: Eukaryota; Fungi; Ascomycota; Dothideomycetes; Acrospermales; Acrospermaceae. The coding region runs from base 1 to 1665 and encodes 554 amino acids.
AUGAAAUGCGACGAAGUCAAGCCUGUGUGCGGGCCCUGUGCAAAAGGUAACCGCGACUGUGUAUACGGACAUGCAAAAUCCGCUCUCGAUGCACGUCUACAAACUAUUCCUGCCCUGUCCACCCUUCCAACACAGCACUGGGCCCAGAACAAGCAACGUCAUAGUCCAGGCAGUGAGCCCGACCUAGGACAGCUCCCGUGGAAUCAAACAACAACAGCAGCAGCAACAAGCUAUGGCGACUCCCAAGAUUCGACUCCUGUCUCCAGCGUCCUCGAGCCGCAUCGCUGGUUUGGCCUGCUGGCCGAGGACUGUCCAUUCGAUGACAACGACUAUUUCACGGCUAGACGGAAUGAGAUGAUGCGGCUACAGGCUCAAAGUGCCAGCAACAGCCCAACCGCCAGAGCAAGUUUGCCAGAUACCGACAGUGGAUAUCCCACGCCCCAGAUGUCACACUUGAACUCGCCACACCUUGGCCUGCCGCCGUCGUUGAUGCCCUCGAUGGCUCCUCGAAGCUCAGUGCCGAAUGGCGACGAACGUGAGCUGUGGCAGGCCCCCAUCACCCUCACUGAUCAUCAGAUCUGCCUCUUCAGCACAUUCGUCAACCAUCUAAGCUUGUGGCUUGACCUCUACGAUCCCUUGAAGCAUUUCUCGACCAUGGUACCCCAGCUUGCCCUGUCCAAUGAAGGUCUCAUGAAAGCCAUUCUGGCCCUUGCUGCCCGCCAUCUCUCUAUCAAGCCUCAGGACUGCAACGUUAGGCCCGAUCGCACCGAGGCUGUGCAGUAUUAUUCCGAGACUCUGCAGUAUCUCCAGCGUGCCAUGAAGUACGAGUCCUACACGCGCAGCCCCGACAUCAUCGCUACUGCCCUCAUUGUUUCGGCGUACGAGAUGAUUGACGGCGCCGGCAAGUCCUGGGAGCGCCAUCUUAAGGGCGUCUUUUGGAUCCAGCGAUCGCAGGAGAACCAUGGUGAGUCAGGUGGGUUGCGACAGGCCGUCUGGUGGGCGUGGUUGCGUCAGGAUAUCUGGGCGGCCUUCCGCGAGCGGAGAAAGUGCUUCUCUUUCUGGAGGCCCAAGAAGUCUUACUCCAUGAUGAACCAAUACGAGAUUGCGAAUCGUGUCGUGUACCUCGCUGCCCAAGCUGUGAAUUACGCCUCUGAGGAGGAGCGCAAGGCUGGCGAGGCCAAUGUGCAACAACGCAUGGACAAUGCUGACACCCUGUUGAAUAUGCUGGAUGACUGGAAGAGGCACUUGUCCAUCCACUUCCAAGAGCUGCCCAUCCCGAAGAGUUCCAACAGUGACGCGGCCUUCCAGAUCCACUGGAUCAACCCAUCUCCAUUUGCUUGCGCCAUGCAAUACUACCAUUUUGCUCGUAUCCUCCUCAUGAUCCACCGCCCUGCACCAGGUGGUUAUCUGGAAUACUCGAAUCGCAACAGUACCAUUGCAGAGUCAAUCGACGUUAUCGGCGGCAUCGCCAUGACGAUCAAGGACCACGCUGCCACCAUCCUCUCCACGCAAGCUUUAUACUGCGCCGCUCUCUACACCUCCGACCCGUCCAAGCAGGCUGCCCUCUGCAAGAUGAUUGAGGAACACCAAGAUCGCACCGGGUGGCCGGUCAUCCAGCUCAACGAGGAGCUGCGCAUGGAGUGGUCAUGUCAGGGUCCUUUGUAA